CGCAGAUUAAUAAAGGCAUCUCGACUGUACUUGCGUCAUUCGCAAAUCUUAUAUACAAGCGCAGGAGAACGAAUAUUCUGUUUAGCUAUGAUCUCGGCUCUGUUGUAUUCCACGUCAGCUGAUUUCUCUUGCGACUACUGUCACAAGCCAUGAGCAUACUUGCAGUCUUGGAACGGCCGUUGUGACGGUCGUAUGCAUGACACGCAUCGUCCGUUGCUUUUGCCUUCGUGCCUCGCUUGUAUUACAAUAUCGUCUAUGAGGAUCGUGUUUUAUCACCAAAUGUACGAAAUGUUUUUAGUGCGAUUGGUUAAUGGGUGUGUUUUUCACGUAUGACGUAUCAUAACAUUUCAUCGACACUUUUAUACGAUUUUUUUUGUGGCGUAUAAUAGAAACGAGUUUUCCGGAAUUCUACAUGAAACAGGACGUCCAACUGAUAAAUAACCGCGUACUGACAAUUAUUCUAUGUCCUGUUUCAUAAAGGAUGUAGCAAUCUUACUGGUUGUACAUUAUUAACACUCGCUUUUUUCCAAAUCAUUUCAUCCAAGGAAAAAAGGCGGAAGAUGAACACUAAGGAAUCUUCUCAUCUCCAUCCAUAUUAAGCAUUCUGCGUGCCACUUAUUCGAAAAUAUUGCAAAAAUACGCAAGUAUUUUACGGCUUGCAUGUAUGCUUAAUACAUGCAACUGGUGAUACUAGUUAAUUAAUUAUCUUAAAUUUAUUUAUACAUUUUUACAAACUUGGAUGAUUUACUUUCAAUUAUAAUUACUGAGGAUGAAAUGUCCUAAUGGGCAGUCAAAAUUCGUUAAAUCGCUUCUGCGAAUAAUUUAACUAUCACAUUUUAUUUGCGCGCAUUUUUUUUAUUAAAUUUCAUCAUGUUAAUACAUUUCUCUUCACGCAAACUUGUGCUGGCACUUAGGGCCGCGUAUUUCACGCACACGCAUCGGUGUUUAUAUGUAAACCGCCUCAUUACGCAGUCGAUCGAUCCGUGCACGUUAUUUAAGUUCGGCACAUGUGGGGACAGUCGAGAAAGAAGGGAAUGAAGAUGGUAUCUCGAAAAAUUAAGAUUACGACCGUCGGCGAUGGUAUGGUUGGAAAAACAUGCAUGCUUAUUACAUAUACAAAAAAGGAAUUUCCAACGGAAUAUGUACCCACCGUUUUUGAUAACUACGUCGACAACAUAUGCGUGGGUGGACAUCAAUUCGAAAUGACACUAUGGGAUACAGCUGGUCAAGAAGAUUACGAGCGUCUGAGACCACUAUCGUAUCCAAAUACUGAUUGUUUCCUGGUCUGCUUCUCCGUAAGUGCUCGUAGUUCUUUCGAAAAUGUAGCGAGUAAAUGGCACCCAGAAAUCAAGGCGCACUGUCCCAACGUGCCGAUUGUACUCGUGGGUACUAAAGCAGAUCUCAGAAAUCAAGAAACUAUGGAUAUUAUUCAUCCGCGGGAAUGCAGCAAAAUAAGAAAAAAAAUCCGGGCAGUCAAAUACGUUGAGUGUUCCGCGAUAAAACAAGAGGGUCUCGAGGAGGUCUUUCAAGAAGCUAUUAAAGCCGUGCUGAAGAAACCGAGAUCAUCGAGAAAGCAUUGUUACAUCCUUUGAACUGUCAAAUGUUGAAAACAAUACAAUCAAUCUCAAGCGAUUGUAGCUAUUAAGAUCAAUGUUAUACCAAA
Linepithema humile (Argentine ant) is the source of this 1663-nucleotide messenger RNA. It is a transcript of the gene RhoL, whose product is annotated as Rho-like. NCBI's taxonomy places the organism in Eukaryota, Metazoa, Arthropoda, Insecta, Hymenoptera, Formicidae. The record is from RefSeq and is a predicted model, not a curated record. Gene Ontology annotation, biological process: small GTPase-mediated signal transduction. Gene Ontology annotation, molecular function: GTPase activity; GTP binding.